AUGGCUCAAGUAAUUGAUCAUUCUUUGUCGAAAGGAUUAUCAGUCAUUUUAUUUCGAACUCGACGAGAGGAUUUACCGGACGUAGAGCAACCAGGCUCCAUACUUAUUGGAAUGAAAUUUAAAGUUGAUAAAUUUCAAGAUUCUCAACAACUCAUUGCUUAUAAAAAUGAUUCAACGUGCAUAGUAUUCAAAGAUAAACUUGAAGAGAAAAUUCUUCCUUCUACAAUGAAAGCUAAAGGUAAAGCAAUAAUAACAUUCGCGGAAUGUUUGCGAAAAUGGUGGAAAUUAUCCGAGAUUCCCCAUAUUCCUCAUCAAAAAAUUCGUAAACAGCUCAAGAUCAAUGAACUUCAGAUAAAUGUUUUUUGCGAUUUAAUUGGUGAAAUAUUACAUUCACGAAAUACUGAUAUUACAACGGAAUUAUUUAUAACGGAUUAUACAGAGAACGAAUAUCUUAAUACGAAAACGAUAGAUUGGGAUCCACCUAAUGGUCUAAGUGGAAAACAAGUACUUCAAGUAUCUUUGUGGGAUGAAAAUCGACUUGAAGGAAGAAAUCUUCAAGUUGGUACGAUAGUUAUGUUACAAAAUGUCCAUACUAAAUUUAAUAAUUAUCAAAUGUUUCAAGCCAUUAUACAUGGAGAUCCAGAUACUAGGAGAGUUAAAAUAUGUGAAUUAGAUUCUUCAAAUCCUGAUGUGAUUGAAUUAAAAAAAAGAAAAAAACAUUAUAUAGAAAAUCAUUUGGAAGUUCAAGCCAAAUUUUCACAGAAUAAUUUAAUUUCAUUUUCAAAAAAAGAUUCAUUACCUUCGGAUAAUAAUGAAAUAAUAAUCACAAAAGUUGUUAAUUGUCAGAUUGAUAUUAAAUCAAUAACUGAGAUCCUAAAAAAGAAGGAGGAUAUUUACAAAUACCGAACACGCGGCAGAAUUAUUCAAUUUUAUCCUUUAAAGUAUCAAGAAUUUAUAAAGCCAUAUUGUCAUAAAUGCGAUAAGAUAUUUUUCGAUCAUAAACCAGAGAUCAAAAUUAAUAAAUGUCCAACUUGUUUUAAGAAUGUUAAAUAUAUUUAUGAUUUUUGGUUAUUGAUUGAAGAUGAAAAAGGUAAUGCAACUAUACCUGUGCUUGUUAACGGAAAAAAUGCGAUUGGUUUUUUAAAAAAAAUAGAACCACAAAAGGUCAAAGAAAACAUUGAAGUUUGUCAAAAGUUCAAAGACCUAAUUGAUACUUUAUUAGGAGUAAAUAACAGUAAAAAAACUUUAAUGGAUUUCUGUAUCGCUGCAUAUAUAGAUAGAAACUCAGAAGGAAAUCCAAUGACUUAUCAUUUAAUAAAUACAGUAUUAUUUCGUUCAACUGAUUUUGAAGUACAUAGAAAUUGGCUUGCUAUUACACAUAGUUUACCUAUAUCCAAAUGGUAUUAUGAGAGUACAAGCGAAUGGACUCUAGAUUAUCCACCAUUCUUCGCUUGGUUUGAGUGGUUAGUAUCUCAAUUCGCGUCAUUUGCAGAUGAAGAAAUGCUUAAAGUAGAUAAUCUCAAUUAUGCAAGUGAAAAUACAAUUUAUUUUCAACGUAUGACCGUGAUUAUUGGCCUUUGUCACGCUUAUUGGGCACCGAAUUUCUGGGCUUUAUAUUCUUUCGUUGACCGAGGUUUAAUAAUUGUCUCAAAGAAAUUAGGAGGCGGAUUAAAUGAAUUGAAUGAAUUGGCACUAUCUUCCAUUACCAGAGGAUUAGUUGGUGACUCUAAUUAUGCAAUCUUACCUCAAAUUCAAGCAAAUCAUACUUUCAUUAUCACGUUGAUCUUCCAAGCUUCUCUUGUUAAAUUGUGGAAAUAUCCGGAUUUCAAAAAUUUUAUCGGUUCAUUGAUAUCUUGUGGUUAUUCUUCAUUUCUUUUUGGAUGGCACGUACAUGAAAAGGCCAUUUUAAUGGUCAUGGUUCCUUUCGGGUUGAUCGCAACCGAAAGUCUUGAACAUUUUCGUGCUUUUAUGAUUCUAUCCACUUCCGGAUUAUUUUCAUUAUUCCCUUUACUUUUCAAAGCGACAGAAUCUAUAAUCAAAAUAUCUCUAUGUGCUUUGUGGAUAAUUUUUACCUAUUUAGGAUUAUCACUUUAUGCUCCAAGUAAAAUUAAAUUUCUUCCCACUCCAAAAAGUAAAAUUUCCAUGUUUAUUUAUUUAGCAGAAAACAUUUAUGUUUGUGGAUUUGUAGUUUUACAAUUUUUUUUGGGAGUUCUUCAAAUAAUUCUUAAAAAUGAAUAUGAAUUUUUACCUUUAUUACUCACAUCUGUAUAUUCCCAACAAGGAACUAUUCAACUUGUCCAAGUAAAAUUAAAUGAUUCUACCAUGCAAAAAGAAAAACUUCAUUACUAA
This is a messenger RNA of Diversispora eburnea, 2349 nucleotides long. Lineage: Eukaryota; Fungi; Glomeromycota; Glomeromycetes; Diversisporales; Diversisporaceae. The record is from the annotation of a GenBank genome assembly.